Molecule: messenger RNA, 804 nt
Organism: Penicillium vulpinum
Lineage: Eukaryota; Fungi; Ascomycota; Eurotiomycetes; Eurotiales; Aspergillaceae
Exons: 1
Coding region: 1-804 (267 amino acids)
Source: RefSeq, a predicted model, not a curated record
AUGACAUCCACGAUCCGAGCAAAGCAGAUUGUAGAAAGUCCGCUCCCAUCCCUCCAAAUUAGGCCCUAUCACACGGUUUCAAGCGCACUGCAGCGUAUGUCCUUUGUGGGGACCCUUAUCCCAUGGAGCAAUUUCCUGCGAUCUGUUGAGAGUGUGCACAAAAAUCAAAACUGGGCAAGGCCAAGGACAUCACCCUACACCAAUGGCCCACAUACCACCGAACCCGAUCGUGUACAUAUAGGGGACGAACAUGGGCUUCAGGGUCGUUUUCAGCAAGCCAUUGGCCAAGCAUUUGGGGCGGUCCUUGAGGCCAAGUCAAUCAACCUCUACUUCGCCGACUUCAAAAGCUCGGGAAGUAAUUACGAAAACAUCCCCGACGUUGUUGGUUUGCAAGAUGUGGGUGGAAGUACUAAUAUCAAGCUGGUUGGGGAAUUAAAGACGCCUUGGGUCUUCAACCAUGACCUCCACACGGCCAUUCGCCGUUUACGUGACCUGCGACAAAAGAUUGCCCAACCAGUUCGGGAUAUGCAAAGCCUAGGCUGUGAAUAUGGCUUCAUCAGCACUUACAACUACACCAUCUUCCUGCGACAAUUUCAGUCCCCUAGCGGGGAUUGGGAAGUGUGGUAUUCCCCUCCUAUAUCCUCCUCCUCCUACUACACACCAACAGUUCCUAAUCCCCAAUCGACUCAUCUUGCCCUCCCCCAGGUGUCAAUGAAGCAAUGCAUGUUUUACGUCUGCACUCUAGCAAGUGCUGCCAAUCCUGUUAACAACCAGACUGUGCCCUGGGUUGUUGAUCUAUCCUGA